This is a messenger RNA of Hibiscus syriacus, 1745 nucleotides long. RefSeq names its product probable serine/threonine protein kinase IREH1. Bases 700 to 1200 code for a protein of 166 amino acids. The record is from RefSeq and is a predicted model, not a curated record. Lineage: Eukaryota; Viridiplantae; Streptophyta; Magnoliopsida; Malvales; Malvaceae. The transcript has 4 exons.
UCAACUUCAACGCUUUCCUCUUUUCUUCCAACUACGAACUAAGCUUAUUUCUCUUUUUAUGAAAGAAGAUGGCUAGAGUUGAAGGAAGAAUCAUUUAGCGGCGGUUCUGCCCUUCAUCCAUCCUUCCUUGUGCUCUAGGAAAGACGACGAAAUGGUGUUCAAGAACAAGUUAUUCUUCUCUUCUAAGAAAUCUGCUUCUUCUAGUCCCGAUGGAUCCAACAGCCCUCGUUCCGCUUCCCAUUCCCCGAUCCGAUCCGACAAGAAAAAACCCAAAGCUUCACUCUCCACCUCUGAUUCCCAACAGAUCCCCAAUCCACCCUCCCCUUUCAGUCCCAAGCAAAUCCAAGUCAACCCAAAGGACCCCAAACCCCUGCUGCCAAGCCCUCUUCUUCUACCUCCAAGAAGCCCGAUGCCAAGGACGGGCCUUCUUCCGUCUCGCCCCUGCUGGCCUCUUCCUUGGGGUUGAAUCGGAUAAAGACCCGAUCCGGUCCCUUGCCCCAGGAGAGUUUUUUCAGUUUCAGAGGGGAGAAAAGUGCCUCUGCUUCAGUGCUUGGAGCUAGUAACUUGUCCAGGCCAGGAGGUUCAACUAGCGCUCGGGGCAGUGCUAACUCUGGGAAAUCGGGUUCUGGGAAGAAAGUCGGGUUGAACCAGAGGUUACUGCAAGAAAGUUUGCUUGACAACGCGAGCAAUUCGGAUAGUAUGUCAACUGGAAGUGCUAGUGCUGGGUGGCACUCUAGAGAGCAGAGCCCUAGUCUACAAGGGAAGUCCCAGUUGCAGAAUGGGGAAUCAUCCUCCGGAGCUGGGCGACACGAAUCACCAUGGGGCCACUCUGGAGGCUUUAAAAGUUCUGAUUUUCGUGCACCUGAGACUUCAUAUGAUUGUGAAAACGCCAAGGAGUCUGAAUCCCCCCGUUUUCAAGCUAUUCUUCGACUUACAAGUGGGCCUCAGAAGAGGUUUCCUGCUGAUAUUAAGAGCUUUUCCCAUGAAUUAAAUUCGAAAGGAGUGCGGCCUUUCCCAUUUUGGAAACCUAAACGCUUAAACAACUUGGAGGAAAUUGUGGUUGUCAUUCGGGCAAAAUUUGAAAAAGCGAAAGAGGAAGUGAACUCUGAUUUGGCUAUUUUUGCUGCAGAUCUGGUUGGAAUUCUCGAAAGAAUUCUGAAAGUCAUCCCGAGUGGCAGGAGUCCAUUGAGGAUUUGCUGAUUCUGGCUCGACGCUGUGCUAUGACACCACCUGGAGAGUUCUGGCUUCAGUGUGAAGGCAUUGUUCAGGAGCUAGAUGAUAAGCGUCAAGAACAUCCUCAAGGAAUGCUGAAGCAGCUGUAUACACGGAUGCUUUUCAUUCUCACAAGGUGUACAAGAUUGUUGCAGUUCCACAAAGAAAGUGGGCUGGCUGAGGAUGAACCUGUGAUACAGCUUCGCCAAUCUAGACUCCUGCAUCCUGCAGACAAGAGAACUUCCUCAGGGCUCCUAAGAGAAGCUAAAAGUUUGAGUGUGUCAAAGGCUUCAAAAGCCUCCUCAUCUAAGAAAUCUUAUAGUCAGGAGCAACAUGCCUUAGAUUGGAGGAAGGACCAUGUUGUACUGCCAGGAAGUUUGAUUGCUCCCAUUGACGAAACUGAAAAGAACAUGGAAUCUUCUGUGAGCAGAGAUAGGAUAGCUUCCUGGAAGAAACUCCCGUCUCCUGCCAAAAAAAGUCCAAAGGAAGUAACUACUUCCAUGGAGCAGAAUAAUAGAAUGGUUGAAACCUGG